AUGGCGAAGGGAAUCCACGGCCUGGCAGAGGUUAUAUCCUUUGUAUGCACUGCCCCUCGGCACAAGGAUAGCGUGCACGUCCGCUCGACUGGUUUCUCAAGUCCUGCAGACCGCGUAGAUUUCCCGAACGUCACCGAUACAUGGAAGCCGACAAUCAGCGUGGUUAUCCCUCUGUGGGAGGAGGCCGGCGUGUUGCGCAUCUACGUGGACUCCCGUCCCGUGGAUCGCGACGCAGAGGCAUCAGAAUCGCCCGAGUCGUCUCUUCUUGUUCGCUUGGCUUUUGAAUGGGGUCUUUUGGCUUUCAUUGUGCUCCUUGGAAAGGGGUUCGUCUCUUUGGUUGCUUUCGCACUGGGAGAACUUGGUAAGCUUGGCCGAUUCCUCGAGGGUACACCCAAGGUAGGCCUCUACCUUGCGGCCGACAGUGCCCCAUCUCUAUACGAGGAGGUGGACGCUCUGGUCGAAGGAAAUGUGCUCUCGCAGGCUGUCGCGUCCGGUGCUGCUGAUCGUUCUCUCACCUUGUUCGGCACUUUGACUCCACUGGAGGUGCAACAGGUGUUGAAUAUCGUGUAUAUCCUCCCUCAGGUGGAGCAAGCGAUCUCUCGUCUGGAGCGCCAGCGGCUUGUUACUGUGUUCUCGAAUUUGGGAUUCCGCACCGUCCAAGAGCCGAUAGUCAAUCCCAACGGCAUCGUCGAUGGCCUCAUGGACACCGCCCAAGGCACGCCCGAUGUACUCGAUUCGUCUGCUCCCCACUUGCCGCGGAAGUGGGCCCUCGUGGUCCGCCGCCCGGAGAACCUGUCGCCACUUAUGGUGUUCCAACUUGUGUGUGCCUUGCUCGCCGGUUGGGAGCGUCAUACCGCGUCCGCGGUCCCUGACGCUGCAGGUUUGCAGGUGGCCGAAGAGCCAGAGAACGACGCAGACGGUGCACCUACCUCUGGCAGUCGGAGACGCAAGCGACCCAGCCAGGCCAAGAGAAAGCGCUACGCAAGGAGACUCAAGGAACGGGAAGAAGGUCUGAACGGGGCGGCGGAAGCUUUAGCAGAAGCUGCGCCCUCCCCGUCAGCUCGUCCGACCACCCGUGAACCUCCAGCGCCAACUCGAAGCCAGGGGCCCCGAUCUGGAGGCAACAGGGUUUCGUCUCAGGACGCGAGGCAUGGGCAAUAUGGCGGCCCUCAUCCGGCUCCCGCGCCUGUUAUGGGUGCAUAUCCGUCGCCGUAUGGCUGGCAGCCCAUGUACAGACAUCCGACUCCUCACUACUAUCCCGGCCAGUACUAG
Molecule: messenger RNA, 1272 nt
Organism: Aspergillus clavatus NRRL 1
Lineage: Eukaryota; Fungi; Ascomycota; Eurotiomycetes; Eurotiales; Aspergillaceae
Exons: 1
Coding region: 1-1272 (423 amino acids)
Source: RefSeq, a predicted model, not a curated record